Molecule: messenger RNA, 513 nt
Organism: Fusarium vanettenii 77-13-4
Lineage: Eukaryota; Fungi; Ascomycota; Sordariomycetes; Hypocreales; Nectriaceae
Exons: 2
Coding region: 1-513 (170 amino acids)
Biological process (GO): post-translational protein targeting to endoplasmic reticulum membrane
Cellular component (GO): TRC complex
Source: RefSeq, a predicted model, not a curated record
AUGGCAUCCAAAUCGCUGAGCAGCCCCGCGAAAACCUUUGCCGAGAUCACGGCUCAGGAGAAGUCGCUCGCUCUACCACACUUCACCGCUGAGGAUGCCUUUGAGAUUGGCGUCUUGAUCAGGAACCGGCUGAGGGAGGUUAGCGAGGAUCCUGCAGUUGUAAACAUUACGCUUGCCAACAACAAGCAACUGCUCUUUCACGCCACGUCGCGACCUGGAACGGUGCCGGAGAACGACAACUGGGUGGCUCGUAAGAGGAACUUUGUGCUGAGGUUUGGAUGGAGCAGCUGGGCAGGUCAUAAUCUCUUCGACAUGGGUGAUGAGGAAAAGUUCAAGGCUCGAUUCCAACUUGGCGAGACAGCUGGUGAUUACGCCAUUCAUGGCGGUGGAUUUCCUGUUCGCGUUCAGAACGUCGAAGGUCCAGUUGGCGCUAUUGUUGUGAGCGGACUUACCCAGGAGGAGGAUCAUCAGGUCAUUGUUGAGUCUUUGCAAGCCUUUUUGAGUUCUAUAUAA